Messenger RNA from Colias croceus (clouded yellow), 1393 nucleotides. RefSeq lists its product as uncharacterized. The record is from RefSeq and is a predicted model, not a curated record. The transcript is spliced from 11 exons. The coding region runs from base 92 to 1294 and encodes 400 amino acids. NCBI's taxonomy places the organism in Eukaryota, Metazoa, Arthropoda, Insecta, Lepidoptera, Pieridae.
UUAUGUACCGCGCUUUAACCAUGCAUGUAAUAAAACUUUUACGACUGCUGUGAUAUCAAAGUAGUACCUAUUGAUUCAGUCCUAUGGAGUCAUGUUUCGUUUAGCAUAUUAUAUUGUAAUAGCGUUACCCCUAAUUCUAGCAACACAAAUACAUUUUAAUAAUGGUUUAGAUUGUAAAAAAAUUAAAUGUCCGCUAAAAGAAGAUCCAGUGUGUGUAAAAGUUUAUUAUAAAAAAGCGAAUAAAACAAAAACGUAUCAUGUUAUUGCAUUUAAUGAGUGUGAAGUUGGAUAUAUAAAGUGUCAUGCAGAUUUAAAAGCUUCGAUUGUGCCAAUGAGAAACUGUGACCAUUCCAUUGAACAUUCAAACAAUAUUACAAAGUCAAAAUUUAGAAAACGUGCUAAACGACAAGUUACAACAAUGAAAUUUAUACAGAGUACGCAUAAGGCACAUAAGAUAGCUGGCAGAGCUGAUUAUCAUUAUGGUGAUAGAGUUUCCUCGUCUGAUGAAGAUACGCCUACUGAAGGUAGAGUGAAUCAGAAAUUGACCAUGAAACAUGACGUUGCUAGCCACGAGGUUGUGAAUAUCGGACACAAUGAUCCAACUGAACAAAAUCUGGAAAAUGAUAAUAUAGAAAAAGAAGGUGAUAAAACUAACGCAUCUGACGAAACAGUUACGAACACACACGAAAACAAACAAGAUGAAUUAGAUCAGCCAAAUGAUAGCAAAAACGCGAUGGUAGAAUUAGAAUCAAAUAGCGUUGAGAAAACUGAAAAGCCAAAGAAAUCAGAUGAAAUGGCUGAUAAUGUUGAAAAAACAAAAGAAGAGAAACAAGAGAUACAGUCAAGUAAAUCAAAAGAGAGAUACGAAGACCAUAGAUACUCUUCUGAAGAAACUAAGUUGGGUCAUAAUGACAAAAUCGUGAAAGACGUACCGGAUGAUUAUGACAAAAUUAAAGAAACAAAUGUUGACAUGGACGAAUAUAACAAAGACUGUCCUACCAUCUGUCCGUCUAGAGACAUAAUGCUAUGUGCGCGGUGUAACCAUGGUGUAUACCGUACUUUUAUGAGCGUAUGCCAUUUGAGGGUAUUCGCAUGCAAACAUAGUGAUGAAAAAUUGACCCUAGUAUCCCGGAAACCAUGUGUCCAAUCCGCACCCUUUCUCACCGACAUGCCGGACCCAGAAGGUCGAAUCUCGGAACCCGGGGACCGGGAUCCCGUGUUACAAUUCAUUGUAUGCAGGGCGAAGGGUUUAUUGAAGAAAGGUGAUCCAAAGUGCACUUUUGAUGAUGUUUAAUUUCAAGGAAUUACAAUGUUAUUUUUACCAAAAAUAAAUUUAAUGGAAAUUUUCUUUGUUGUUUCCUAAAUGUUUCAGAAAUUAAAGACUUACCUAUUA